Molecule: messenger RNA, 2553 nt
Organism: Cucumis melo (muskmelon)
Lineage: Eukaryota; Viridiplantae; Streptophyta; Magnoliopsida; Cucurbitales; Cucurbitaceae
Product: protein NRT1/ PTR FAMILY 1.2-like
Exons: 4
Coding region: 443-2194 (583 amino acids)
Biological process (GO): oligopeptide transport; transmembrane transport
Cellular component (GO): plasma membrane
Molecular function (GO): transmembrane transporter activity
Source: RefSeq, a predicted model, not a curated record
GAAAAACAAUAGAAACAUAAAAUAAAAGCAUAUGUGAUCUAAUUAGUUCUUUUAUAUCCCGUGUUCUUCGUAUUGUAACAAAACAAACUCUUGAAGGAUCUCUGAGAACUGCAAAAUGAAAUGAGAAAUAAAUGGUGACAGCAGAAGGAUUCAACUACUCGCAGAAAAUAUAUUAUACUAAAUGACAAACAAGAAAUCUCAUGGCAUAGAAUAGAAUGGAAUCAUUGAGAGAAGGAUAAAUGUAGAAAGCAUCCCAGGAUUAUUUUAGAAAAAAACCCACCCAACAUAGUCCAAUCCAAAAAAACACAAAGUUUGGGAAUAACCUUUUUAAAAUUAAAAUAAGCUCUCUUUUUUGUUUCCACUUGCGGAUUGAACAAAGUUUUAGAUCGUUAUAGCUUGCUUCUCCUGCUAUGGACAUGUGCCCAAAGCCAACACCAAGCCAAUGGAGAACCAGAAUUCAGAGAAAAUGGAAACCACCCAAAAGGUUGAAAGGAAAAAGGGUGGUCUUCGAACUAUGCCUUUUAUUAUAGCAAACGAGACAUUUGAGAAGAUUUCAAAUGUUGGUCUUCAUGCAAAUAUGAUAUUUUACUUGAUGAAUGAAUAUCACAUGGAUAAAGCUAAAGGAGCCAUCGUCUUGUUUCUGUGGUCUGCAUUGACAAACUUUUUGCCCAUUGGUGGGGCUUUCCUCUCUGAUUCUUACUUGGGUCGGUUUAAGGUCAUCGCCAUGGGGACAGUGGUUACACUUCUUGGGAUGGUGGUUUUAUGGUUAACAGCCAUAUUUCCAAAAGCAAGGCCUCCACACUGUAGACCACCAUCGGAAUUUUGUGUUUCAGCAAACACUGCUCAGCUAAUGCUUCUGUAUUUUGCAUUUCUUCUUAUGGCAGCCGGAGCUGGGGGAAUUCGACCAUGUUCCUUGGCGUUUGGGGCAGAUCAACUUGAAAAUCCAGGCAACCCCAAAAACCAGAGGACUAUGCAGAGCUUCUUCAACUGGUACUAUGCUUCAGUUGGAAUUUCAGUCACCAUUUCGGUGGUCUUUAUGGUUUAUCUCCAGAAUGCUGCCGGUUGGAUUGUGGGUUUUGGAGUUCCUGUUGGACUUAUGCUGUUUUCCACAGUCAUGUUCUUUCUUGGCUCUUCAUUGUAUGUUAAACUGAUGGCAAACAAGAGUCUGCUUAGCAGUUUGACUCAGGUAAUCGUUGCAGCUUGGAGAAAUAGACACUUGGAAUUUCCCCCACAAGCUUCUGAUAAAUGGUUUUACCAUAAAGGUUCAAAGCUUGUCACCCCAACGCCUAAACUGAGGUUUCUAAACAAGGCUUGCAUAAUAAGAAACAAAGAAACAGAUGUGGAUUCUAAUGGAAUGGCCAAAUUCCCAUGGAGAUUAAGCACGAUUCAACGUGUAGAGGAACUAAAAGCAGUAAUCAGAGUACUUCCAAUUUGGUCCACUGGCAUUAUAAUCAGUGCCACCAUUAACCAAUUCACCUUCUCUUCUCUCCAAGCAAGCACGAUGGACAGACACAUAACACCCCACUUUCAAUUCCCAGCGGCUUCCUUCGCUGUCUUCGCAAUUCUAACCCUUACAAUCUGGGUCGCGAUAUACGAUCAAAUCAUCGUCCCACUAUUAGCGAAGUUCACCAAAAAAUCAAAUGGACUCACUUUAAAGCAAAGAAUGGGCAUCGGAUUGGUAGUCUCAUGCUUGACCUCAAUAGUUUCGGCAGGAAUAGAGAGAAAACGAAGGAACAGAGCAAUUCAUGAAGGUCUAGCCAACGUACCAGGAGGAAUUGUGCAGAUGUCGGCGAUGUGGCUGGUUCCACAGCACUGCCUGGCGGGGUUGGCUGAAGCGUUGAACGCAAUAGGACAGAUUCAAUUCUUCUACUCGCAGCUACCGAGGAGCAUGGCCAGCAUUGCAGUAGCGCUGUUCUCGCUGGGAAUGGGCGGAGGGAGCUUGGUGGCAGCGCUGACUGUGAGCGUAGUGAAGAAGAGGACGACUAAGAAUGGGAAUGUGGGAUGGCUUUCAGAUAAUCUGAACCAGGGGCAUUAUGAUUACUACUACUGGUUGUUGAGCUUGAUGGGCGUCGCUAAUUUGUUGCACUAUUUGAUUUUCAGUUGGUUCUAUGGAGAUGAGAAAGAGGGAGAGGAACAGAGUAGGAUUUGGGAUGAUAAGGAAGCGAUUGAAGUGGAGGGCACCUCCAAUGCUUGAUUUGGAGAAGGAUUGAAAUUUCUAUGGACAAAGUUAACUCAUUGGAAUUCAACAUGCACUCCAAUGGAGAUUUGAUCCCCAAUCUCACAAAUGUUUUUUGAAAAGGAAGAAACUUGUAUUACAAAUGUGACAUUUCUCCUUUAUUCUCAACUGCUAUAUUUAAAAAAUUGAGAUGAUAGAAUCGAUACUGAUUUGAUAGUUGAUUUAUAUUUAAGUUAACAAUAAAAACGUACACAAUACUUGUACUAUCCUCAAUUUGAUUUUCCCUCUCCCAUAUUUUCAACUACUUUUUGUAAAAUGACUCAAUUGACAUGGUCAAGACAACUCGGUAUAGUUUAUUAACCACGUGACUAUUUUUG